UACUCAGGUAUCUUUUCCUCAACAAUUCACUGGCAUCUUGUUGAAAUCAUUGCUGUCUACCUCAAUCGCUCUAUUCCGGAGAUAUUUCUCCUUGACGACUAUUUCCUGAUUACUUGUAUAUUCAACAUUGGAAUCGUUUCGCUUUUUUGUGUGCUCUAUGCUGCCAUUUUGAAUCUCUCCAAAUGGAUCUGCACAACUGUCUGGCAAAGCAAGGAUUACGGUUAGUUAACAGCUCCAACCAUUGCUGUGGCGGCUUCGGCUGACGUCGUUAUUACAGGAUGUCAAGGAAGCCAGAGCGUCCAUACAUCUCUUCUUUGAAAUCAUCCCCUAUGGGGCCCCGUCGACGAACGCUUCGAACCUACGGCAAACGCGUAUUAUCUAUGGAAUCGACCGAGCCUCCCUCAAAGCGACAACGUCUCAGCGGCUCUUCUGUUACUUCUAUUGAAGAUAAAGGAAUCGAUUCUAUCUCCUCGGGACCUGAAGAGAGUGCCACAGGCUCAUCAUUAAGGUCUUCACCAAUACCAACGAGAAAGGGUACAAUUACUGCCUAUUUCGGAAAGAUAAUACCACAGCUUCCGCGUGUUUCACCGUCCUCAGAGCCUUCCCCAGACCCAGUAUCGGAGCCCAAUGAACUUACAAGUACAUCGCCAUCAUCGCCACCCAUUGCCACUACUACAAGAACGAGAGGAGCGCGGAGGUUGAAGACUCGUAUCAUCAGACGGCGAGUAGAUGAAGAAGAGAGUCUUGAUAAGGGCCAGGGAAACCAGGAUGGCGAAGAACGAGUGGAUAAUAUACGCAGCACGGGUCUGUUCACAAAUAAGGGCGCCCCCAUGUUGUCGGAAGCAACACCUAGUGCUUUGAAUCGGAGCCAAGGCAUAACUAGGGAUGGACCAGAAGGCAAGAAACCCCGAGAAAGCAGGCGACGAGAGAACAGAACAGCCUCAGUGCAGACCACAUUGAGUCUCUCGACGAGAGAGACACAUUACACAGAGUGUAAGGAAUGCGGCAUGCUAUACAAUCACCUCCACGAGACCGAUGUUAAAUACCAUGCGCGACGCCAUGCCUCGCUGCGGAGGGCGAAGACUCGGGCUAGUUCUAGGAGCGACGCAGUUGAUACAAGUUGAAAUAAACGGCCUGUGUGCACCUAGAAAUUGUUUUACUAUCCUAGUGCUAGGCAUCUAUGGCGAUGGUGAGGCCUCUAAUCGGUCAAAUAGGUGAUGUUUAUGUGCUUGUAUUAGUAAGCUAUCCGUGCUUAACCAGACUAGUCCAUGACACGUAGAACAAGAUGUAAAUAUAAUUACUCUAGAUAUACCACGUACCCAGUGC
Molecule: messenger RNA, 1326 nt
Organism: Xylaria bambusicola
Lineage: Eukaryota; Fungi; Ascomycota; Sordariomycetes; Xylariales; Xylariaceae
Exons: 1
Coding region: 279-1124 (281 amino acids)
Source: RefSeq, a predicted model, not a curated record